GUGUGUGCAGGAUGUUCGCUCUAUGGAUAUUGCCGCUAAUCUCUAUAGCAUCAACUCUCGGGGAGACUGACACAUCGAACACUAAUAUCACCACCUUGUACCCAGUCUCCAACAGGAACAUCAGUAGAAAUGACAUCCAUUCAAGAUUUAGCGACACUCAAACCAAACCCAGUACUACAGAAACUAUUGUUAACAAAACUGAUGUCACUAUAAAUAAAAGUGAAGCUAAUAAGACUGAAGCCAAGAAGAAUCUCCCCACACAAACUUGGAAGAUAGAAUCUUCUUUUGCACCAUCUAAUUUGACAGAAGUUAACAAUAAAACUAAGGAAUCAAAGCAACUGUUGAAAGACUUCAAGCCGAGCCAACAUCUCGGGAGCUUCUUUGAUGAUGAGAACGCUGAGGUUAUACGCACACCAGCUGUCGGUCCGGUCCAGAAGAAACCUGCUAGUGGGUUCUUAAGUCCACCAAAAGAAGUUUACUACCAGAAUCCGAGUUACAAUAACAUCCCGAAGGAGAUCUACUACACCCAUGAGGAGUUCCCUUACAAGUUCGAAGACACUAUAUACACAAAGACCAGGGAGGGUUGGCAGGACUCCCUGGACUCUAAACCCACGGUCGAAGCCCCCGUGAAGGUUCCUGCUGGAGGUCUCUACAAGUCACCAGAAGCUUUCAAGGACAAACCUCAGAGUACUGAAGAGUACGGUUUGGAGUAUCAUGAGGAGGAGAAGGAACAUGCUAUAAAGAAGCGUGUGAACCCGUGGCAGAACCUGCUUCGGCUGGUGACAGCUUUCAUCCCAGUGGGGCUGAUCAUCUCUGCGCUCACUCCCAGCGUCAUCACCAUACAUAACGUGGACGACAACAUAAAGCCUUCGUCUCUCCCGUAUCGUCGCUCGGACCCCGGCGUGACAAACAUAACACCGAUCAGCGAGCGCUGCAGGAGGAGGCUGCUCUGCGAACUGCAUUCCGAGAGGAACUACGUACCACCACGAACGCUGCCCCGGCGCACUAUGAAACAAUGUUACAAGAUCCACUGCGAGGACACGGAGGCUCUGUGGAAGAUGCUACGCUGGCUGUUCACCUACAACCAGGAGACAGGAGACCAGAGAGGACGACUUAUAACUUGAAAACAUAAUGUCUUGA
Messenger RNA from Spodoptera litura, 1140 nucleotides. RefSeq lists its product as uncharacterized. NCBI's taxonomy places the organism in Eukaryota, Metazoa, Arthropoda, Insecta, Lepidoptera, Noctuidae. The record is from RefSeq and is a predicted model, not a curated record.